UCAUCUGUUAACAAAAUCUUAAUAAAAAGUUUGAUUAUCAUGUAGCCUUGAAACAUUAUCGCUUACAGUUCAAUAAUUGGGUUUAGAUCAAAUAUAGCGAUGAUCAAACAUCAAAUAACUUCAAUAGUUCAUUCGAUUCGCCCAGUGAAUAAGUUUCUGAAUAUACCUCGCAGAAAUGAGGUUACAAGUAUUCGUCGUCUACUGUAUUUUACAGUCGAUUCAUGGUUUCCCGAAUAACGCCGAAGAUGUUUUAACGCGAUUUGGCCCUUCCGGUGUCCUUUACAUUGUCGGUGGAGAAGAGGCAGGAGAAGAUCAGGCUACGUUCCAGUGCUCGUUACAGAGUUAUGGAGAACAUUUCUGCGGUUGCGCCGUGAUCAAUUCAAAGUUUGUCGUAACAGCCAGUCACUGCGUUAAUUCAUCGUUGCCAGAAGAGGUCAAUGUUAUGGUUGGAAGUAAUAAUUUAAAAUGUGGUGGUAGAUACUAUCAAGUUGAACGACUUAUACCCCAUGAGCUCUACAAUACGCCAAAGGGUUCUAAUGACAUUGCUCUGGUUAAAGUAAAGGGAUCAAUCGAAUUCGGCGAAAACGUUAAGCCAAUCGAACUGGAAGAUAAAGAACUUCUAGGUGGUACUGAAGUUGGACUCACUGGAUGGGGUAGAUUGCAAGCUGAAGGUGAUACACCCCAAAAAUUACAAUAUCUCAGAUUAUUUGUUCUGCCAAUGGAUAUAUGUAAAAAAACUAGAGAAAUCGCUUCUUUCGUUCACGACAGCCAUAUUUGCACCCGUGGCUCAAUGGGAAAAGGAGCAUGCGAAUACGAUAGCGGUGGACCACUUUUUCGUGGCAAUAAACUUGUUGGGGUCGUGAACUUCGGUGUUCCAUGCGGUGUUGGGAAGCCCGACGUGUUUGCCAAAGUUUCCUAUUUUGUUGACUGGAUUAUGAAACACAUUACACAUUGUCGCUUCAAGAAAAUGAAAAACUUGUCUAACAUUCGCGAGUUAAAAGUUAAUUCGAUUGAGGACGUCCAGCUAAUAAGGUGGAAAUCGCUCGCAAGAAUGAAGCUUCAAAUACUCGUCAUCUUCUGUAUUUUACAGUCAAUUUACGGGGUUCUGAAUAACCCUAACUCGAAUACCAUCGAAAAAUUAACCUAUGCACUUCAUGACGAUUAUACUCCAAAUUACAAACCCCUAACACCUCAAGACAUUGACCGUGAGGCAACAAAUUACAUCGCCGGUGGGAAAACUGUGCCAGAAGGAUUAGCUCCAUACCAAUGUUCACUCCAAGUUUUUGAAGAACAUUACUGCGGCUGUGCUAUAAUAAAUGAAAAUUUUGUCUUAACGGCCAGUCACUGUGUUGUGGGAAAAUCUGAAAAUUGGGUCAGAAUUAUGGUUGGGUCUAAUGAAUUAAGAAGUGGUGGAACAUACUAUGAAGCUGAACGCCUAAUAUCCCAUGAGCACUAUAACAAUCCCGAAGGUGCCUAUGACAUUGCUCUUGUGAAAGUAAAAGGACCAAUUGAAUUUAGUGACAAAGUAAGGUCAAUCGAAUUGGAUGAUAGAGAAGUUCCAGAUGGUGCUGAAGUUCAACUUACUGGAUGGGGUAAUAUAGAAGCUGGCUAUAUACCGAAUAAACUGCAAUAUGUCAACUUACACAUUCUUUUAAAGGAUAUAUGUAAAAAGGCACGCUUUGGUGACUACAUUCAAGACCAUCAUGUUUGCACAAUUAGUUUACGAGGUGGCGCUUGUAGGGCUGAUAGCGGUGGUCCACUUGUUUAUGACAAAAAGCUUGUUGGAAUCGUCAACUUCGGACUUCCAUGUGGGCUUGGUAAUCCUGACGUGUACGCUAAGGUUUCCUCAUUUGCUGACUGGAUUAGAGAGCAUUCGUCAAUGAACGUCCAGAUAAUUAGGUGUAAAUCAAUCGUAAGAAUGCGGCUUCUUCUACUCGUCGUAUGCUGUAUUUUACAGUCAAUCUAUGGGUUUCUCAACAACCCUACUCACUCGAACACUGUCGUUAAAUUAACCUAUACACUUCGUGACCAAACUCCAAAUUACAAACCGCUAACACCUCGAGACAUAGACGACGAUAUACCUCCACCAGGAAUUGCCGGUGGCAGCACUGCACCAGAAGGUCUAGCUCCAUUCCAAUGUUCAUUCCAAGUUUUAGAAGAGCAUUACUGCGGCUGUGCUGUAAUCAAUGAAAACUUUGUCGUAACGGCCAGUCAUUGUGUCGUUGGAAAAUCUGAAAAUCAGGUCAGAAUUAUGGUUGGUUCAAAUGCAUUAAGAAGUGGUGGAACAUACUAUAAAGCUGAGCGCUUAAUAUCCCAUGAGCACUACAACAUCCCUAAAGGUGCAUAUGACGUUGCUCUCGUGAAAGUAAGGGGACCAAUUGAAUUCAAUGAUAAAGUGAGCCCAAUCGCACUGGAUGAUAGAGAAGUUCCCGAUGGUGCUGAAGUUCAACUUACUGGAUGGGGUAAUAUAGAAGAUGGAUAUAUACCCAAUAAACUGCAAUAUGUCAACUUAAACAUCCUUCUUAAGGAUAUAUGCAAAAAAGCACGCUUUGGAGACUACAUUCAAGACCAUCAUGUUUGCACAAUUAGUUUAACAGGUGGUGCUUGUAGGGCUGAUAGCGGUGGUCCACUUGUUUAUGACCAAAAACUCGUCGGAAUCGUAAACUUCGGACUUCCAUGUGGGCUUGGUAAUCCUGACGUGUACGCUAAGGUUUCCUCAUUUGCUGACUGGAUUAGAGAGCAUUCGUCAAUGUAACCACGAAAAUACGAUGACUGUGUUUGGCAAUUGAAAAAAAUGUAA
This is a messenger RNA of Bradysia coprophila, 2800 nucleotides long. Its product is annotated as transmembrane protease serine 9-like. Gene Ontology annotation, molecular function: serine-type endopeptidase activity. Gene Ontology annotation, biological process: proteolysis. NCBI's taxonomy places the organism in Eukaryota, Metazoa, Arthropoda, Insecta, Diptera, Sciaridae. The record is from RefSeq and is a predicted model, not a curated record.